Penicillium oxalicum is the source of this 2730-nucleotide messenger RNA. It is a transcript of the gene faa4, whose product is annotated as long-chain fatty acid-CoA ligase FAA1. Gene Ontology annotation, cellular component: plasma membrane; endoplasmic reticulum; lipid droplet. Lineage: Eukaryota; Fungi; Ascomycota; Eurotiomycetes; Eurotiales; Aspergillaceae. Gene Ontology annotation, molecular function: long-chain fatty acid-CoA ligase activity. Bases 1 to 2730 code for a protein of 909 amino acids. The record is from RefSeq and is a predicted model, not a curated record. The transcript is spliced from 7 exons. Gene Ontology annotation, biological process: long-chain fatty acid metabolic process; long-chain fatty-acyl-CoA metabolic process.
AUGACCACUCGGAUUGUGGUGUGGACAAGAGGCAAGGCUCCAAACGAUGAUCGAGAGCGUCGCAGUGCAGCAGUAGACUUUGCUGAGGAGUACCAUCAGGUGUCUGAGAUACCUGCCGGACUCUCGACGGUAUACGCGCUACCAGCCGAAGGAGCGCUUCACGGCUCAAUUCCUCACAGCCUCCCCUGGUCCACGUCUGUACAAGUCACGCACUGGAUCGGCUUAACCGUGGAAGACAUGGGGGGGGGGGGCGCUCGUGUCUGGACCGCGGCAACAUCACGAGAUAGACGAGGUCGAGGCUGGCGGUCUGGAGGUCCGUUCGUUCGCAGUCUCGGCGUGGGCCCCGAUGUGUUUGCAAACGCUGCCAAAUCCAACUCGUACCUUGUGCGUCAUUUCCGCAAAGCCCAGCCACAGACCACCGCGAAAGGGUGGCCCAGUGCGCCCAGCAAAAGGCAGCUCCUCUCCUCUUGGGCCUCCACCUCCUCCUCAUCCGCCACCCUGCGAUCGAACCCAUCUUUCGCCAACUUUCUCCAUUUUGUCCUCUCCUCUUCCACUCAAUCUGAUUCUUGUCCUUCGACAGAUAUCUACAAGUCACAAGCUGGUUCGGAGAGUAUCCCCCCCCUCACCGUCGCCAUGUCGAAACGCGACGUUCAAUUCCAGCCGCGAAUGGCCAAGAAGGGCCCUUUCACUGUAGAGGCCCCAGGGUAUGAGAAGGUCGAGGGCGAGACCAUCCCUCGCCGUCAUCCCAAUGCGAAGAACGGUCUGAUUCUGCGUCCGUCUGAGGACGUCGCGACAACCUAUGACAACAUCCGUCGGUCUGCUCGUCUCUUUGGCAACAACAAAGCUGUGGGUACCCGCAAGUUGAUCAAGACCCAUGUGGAGAACAAGAAGGUCAAGAAGAUGGUCGACGGCGUGGAAAAGGAGGUCGAUAAGCAGUGGACCUACUUUGAGAUGAGUGGCUACAGUUACAUGACCUUCCUCGAGUACGAGCAGCUGUGCCUGCAGCUCGGCUCGGGUCUGCGCAAGCUCGGCCUGGAGAAGGAUGGACGUCUGCACCUGUACGGUGCCACCAGCGCACACUGGCUGGCCAUGUCACACGGUGCCGCGUCGCAAUCCAUCACCAUUGUCACCGCUUACGACACACUGGGUGAGGAGGGUCUCAAGCACUCUCUCAUUCAAACCUCCUCGACUGCCAUUUUCCUGGACCCCGGCCUGAUCAAGUCUCUCACCCAUGUGUUGGGGGAUGUUUCCUCCAUCACGCAUGUCAUCUACAACACCGACAACGAGGCCAAACCGGAGGACCUGGAGAAACUGAAGACUGAUUUCCCCCACAUCAAUGUCCUCAGCUUCGAGGAUCUGCGCAAGUUGGGCCAGGAGAACCCCGUGGAUCCAGUGCCGCCCAAACCAGAGGACCUGUGCUGUAUCAUGUACACCUCAGGCUCAACCGGCCCACCCAAGGGUGUCCCCCUGACCCAGGCGAAUGUGAUUGCAGCCACGGCCGGUGUGAACGAGAUCGUAGGCCCUUACAUUGGCCCCAACGACUCGCUGCUCACCUACUUGCCACAGGCGCACAUCCUGGAGUUCAUGUUCGAGAACCUUUGCCUGUUCUGGGGUGGCUGUAUGGGAUACGGCAACCCUCGCACCCUGUCAGACACCUCCAUGCGCAACUGCAAGGGUGACAUUCGCGAAUUCAAGCCCACCAUCCUCGUCGGUGUUCCGGCGGUGUGGGAGUCGGUCAAGAAGGGUGUGUUGGGCAACCUGAACAAGACCAGCUUCAUCGUCAAGGGCAUGUUCUGGGGUGCCAUGGCGGCCAAGAACUUCUUGCUGACCAACGGGUUCCCCGGUGCCGGGGUCGGUGCCUCGAUUCUCGAUGCCAUCGUUUUCAAGAAGCUCAAGGAGGCCACCGGGGGUCACCUCCGCAUCAUGAUGAACGGCGGUGGUCCCGUCUCCAAGGACACUCAGCGAUUCCUGUCCAUGGCCAUUGCCCCCAUGAUCAGUGGAUACGGUCUGACCGAGACCUCCGCCAUGGGUGCCCUGAACGACCCCUUGGCCUGGAACCCGAAUGCGCUGGGAGAAAUCCCCGCCUCGGUGGAGGUCAAGCUGGUGGACUUCCCCGAUGCGGGCUACCUCACCACGAACAAUCCCCCCCAGGGUGAGAUCUUCAUCCGUGGUGGCAGUGUGACCUCGGGCUACUUUGAGAACGAAGAAGAGACCAAGGGCGCAUUGACCGAGGACGGCUGGUUCAUGACCGGCGACAUUGGCGAGUUUGACGUCAACGGCCAUCUGCGCAUUGUGGACCGCAAGAAGAACUUGGUCAAGACCCUGAACGGAGAGUACAUUGCUCUGGAGAAGCUGGAGUCCAUCUACCGGUCCUCACCCGUGGUGGCCAAUAUCUGUGUCUAUGCCGCGGAGGAUCAGGAUAAGCCCGUCGCCAUCAUUGUCCCCGUUGAGGCGGCCCUCAAAAAGAUCGCCAGCGACAAUAACAUCGAGGGCGACACCCUGGAGACUCUGGUACACAACGAGAAGAUCAAGCGUCUGGUGUUGGAGCAAUUGCAGAGUGCCGGACGGGCCGGUGGCCUCCGGGGGAUCGAAAUCAUCAGUGGAGUUGUCCUGUCCGACGAGGAGUGGACCCCUCAAAAUGGCUACAUGACUGCCGCGCAGAAACUGCAACGAAAGAAGAUCACCAACCAGUACCAGGCUGAUAUCAACAAGGCCUACGGCAAGAAGUAA